Molecule: messenger RNA, 4520 nt
Organism: Toxoplasma gondii ME49
Lineage: Eukaryota; Apicomplexa; Conoidasida; Eucoccidiorida; Sarcocystidae
Exons: 9
Coding region: 382-3726 (1114 amino acids)
Source: RefSeq, a predicted model, not a curated record
CCCGGACGCGGUCUCUGCGCGACCUUCACCCUCCUUGCCUCCGUUCUGUCUCUCCGGAGCGCCUUCCUCUUUGCUGAAUUUUCUCGUCGCUCUUCGACUCGGAAAAAACCAACCCUACGUGCAGAGCGCUUUCACGCGCGCUUGGCACCUCCACAGUUUGGGGAAAGCAGUCCUGGCUGUAUCUCGCCCUCCCCAGUCGCAAACAGCCGGUCUUUCAACUCACACAAAGGCUUCUUCUCUCCUCGCCUUUCUUCUCUCUUUCUCCUUCCUCGCCGCGGUGAGAGCUGUCCGCCAAGUGCCGAGAGCUUUCCGAAAGAACGGGACCUCGAGGAGAACCGAACUUCCUUUUCUUCUGAUCAGACUGAAAAACGGUUCGACGCCAUGUGGGGAAAGCUACUCACUGACACCUACAACAGAGUCCGCACAAAGGCUGAUGAGGUUCGUCAGCAAGUGUCGAGCACCGUCCAGGCGCAGCAUGUAACGAUUUCAAAGGCGCGAGAGGUUCUUCUUUCGCUCGGCUCGUCGUCAGGCAGAGUCGAAAGUCGCGCGAACGCAAUCGCCCAAGCUGCGGAGACGGUCAGCGCCGAAGAGCUCUUGAAGCAGCUUCAGUGGGACGCGAGCGGUGUACGUACAGUCGACGAAGUCCACGAACUGCUCCUUCUCUGGCGGAUGCUCACGCUGCAGGCUCCGUUGCAUGGCGCGCCUCGUUUUUUUUCUGCGGAGUACGGAGGCCAGGAGCGUUUCUCGCGCUGUUCGCCUACGCGUUCUGGAGAGCAAGUGGAAGGCGACUUGUUUUCUUCUUUAUCUUCGUUUUCUCUCAACUCUGCUUUCUCCUCUGCUCUCUCCGUGUCUGCGAAGAGCGACAGCUUGCCUGGCGGUGAGGCAGGCCUCACAGCUCGCGAGUCUGGCGAGGAGAAAAACUCUCAAGAGAAUCGAGAAAGAGGAGACGGCGGCUACGCAGCGCUGCCUCACUCGGCCGUCGCGGUGCCGCCGCCAGCGAGGCCUUCCUUUGCGCAGGAGCUACGAGAAGAAGCCGAACGAGGAGAACAAGCUGUCUACGGCGACGGCCUUUCCUUCAAAGAAAUUCUCCUCCGGUCCAACGCACUGGAAAGAUGUCUCCUUGCCAUCGCGAGACGCGGGAGUCUCCGGUCGCACUUUGCUACUCACACGCAAGACCUGCUGGAAUCACGUCGCGAGGCUCGCCGCCGAUUCGAGAAGAGACAGGCUUCUUCCGACUCUGCGUCGCGUCUCGUCUCCAGCGCGGAAUCCUCCAAGGAGAAAGGUCGCUCCGCUGAUUCUGGAAACGCGCCUUCUGCGGGGGUGUCGGGAGCCGAUGCUGCAGGAAAGGCAGGCGACGCUGAGGCCUCGGAGGAGGGAUCACCUGAGGGGACUCAGGGAGAGAGAGAAGAAAGAGGAGAAGGCGAAGACGGAAAAAACUUGGCUGCUCUGCCGCCGUCGCCUGCCCUGGACGCUGUCCUCUCUCUCAUGUCGCUCUGCCUCGCGGGAUCGCAACACAGUCACCUGGAACUUCUGCACUCUCUUUUCCGGGCAGCGCAUGCAGCUGCGGCAGCAGGGCCUCUCUCUAGCGGACGUCGCCUCGAGGAAACAAGGACACCAGACAGAGCAGAGAAGUCGCAGGAACUCAGAACGCGCGAGAAAAAAGAAGACAGAAACCAAGAAGAGAAGACCUCAAAAGUAGAAGAGAAGUUGAAAGAAGAAGAGAAGUUGAAAGAAGAAGAGAAGCUGACAGGGGAUAGUCGGCGGUUGACAGGGUCGGCUGUUGAGGAAGGCGUGGUGGUGGUGGAGGCGACGUUGCAGUUGAUUGCUACUUGGAAAAGAAACUGGGUCUUGGAGAGAAAAGAAGAUGCGCGCCGAAGACUCGAAGCCGAGGCGAGGCACUUGGCUGCGAAAAUCGAGGACUGCGGUUUACGUGAUGACGCAGAAGAAGAGGACCCGCUGGUCACACACAACAUUCGACUGCUGGCGAACGCCCAGCUGCUCGAUUUACAGCAGAGAAUCAUUUGCGUGAAAGAGCAACUUUUGCAGGACCAAGCCGAAGAGGCACAGAGGAAGCUCGCUGCCCUUGCCAAGCUGAAGACUGCGCGGGAGGCUCUCACGCGAAACUUUGAAGACGCGGGGGAGGCCGUGGAACAGCAAAAGAAAGACGUUCAGAUGCGCAUGAGUGAAACAAGCGAAGUGCUGCUGAAGGAGGCAGCGGGGCUGGAAGAACGUCGAACGGCAAUGCGCGGGAACCUCGAGACACUCAAAAAAGAACGAGAGGAUCUCGAGCAGCGUCUCGCCAUGUGCAUCCAAAAGAUCGCCUCUGUUCAGGCCGAGGAGGCGGACCUGCAAGCUGAAGAAGAGGGUCUCCACUUGGAUCUUCUGCAUGUUCAGAAAGAGUACAAAGAACAGAUUCACCUGCACCAGGCGCGCAGACAACAGCAGAGUGAACUUCGCUCGGCCCUCAGAGAGCUGGACUGCACCGGCGCGAGUCUCGUCGACCUCCUCCAGAGCGACGCCGCGAAAAAAAAGGAAGCGAUUGGGCAAGAUGUAGACAGACUGAAAGGCGCGCUGCAGACGCAGGUGUGUCGGCACCUGGCUUUCGAGAAGACGCGUCUUCAGCAGCAAGUGCAGUUUCUUCUGCAGUGCAUGCAGACGCUCGACUCUCUCCACGCCGAGGGUGAGAAGCGCCUGGCGGCGCGUCGCGAAGUCAAAGCAGAGAAGACAGCGGAGGAACGAGCAGAAGGACAAGCAGGGGAGAAGGGAGAAGACCCAGAAGAAAAAGGAGAAGAGGACAGAGGCGAGGGAGGAGAGCGGCGACGCAGUGACGACUUUGAGUCUGUCUCCGCGUUCUCUGCGGAGGAGCAGGCCGUCUUGUUUGGAGUGCAGAAGCGUUUGCUGCGGGGCAGUCGGCAACUGGAUAACUUCUAUGCGGAGACAGAACAGUUUGUUUCUCUCCACCGCGACGUGCUCGUAGGUGCUCUACGUCAGCAGCGACAGAUCUUUCGACACAAACAAGAAGAAGCGUCAGAAGCAGCGAGUCUCGCGGCGGAUCUCGCGCAGAUCCGAGAAGUCGACCCGAUGAAGGACCUUACCGCGCUGUACAGACAGACCAAGAAGCAGCUCUCGCCCUAUCUAACAAAGCUCUCGACGACGACGACUCGCCGCGACCGACCUACCGCCUCGAGAGGAGGCCCUCCUUCGUCGCAUCCAUCUCACACGGCUUCUUUUUUGUCUUCUUCCUCGUCCCCGCAAACGUCUUCUCCUCCUCCAGUUCCUCCUCAGUCUUCCCAAAUGAUGUCUUCCCGGUCUGUCCCUCUGUCUCCUGCUCCAUCGACUUCUCAGUCCUCUUCUCAGUCUAUCCCUGUGUCUUCUUCUCAAGCUGUUUCUCAGUUUGUCUCUCCUCACUCGAGCCUCGGAUCUUCUUCUCCUUCGCUCUCGGCCUCUUCUGGAGCUGAGGUGAGCGCCGGUCGGAGGUCGUCUGGCGACGCUUUUCCCUUCGAUUUUGCGUCUUCGCGGACUUUGCAUUCUCCGGCUGUCGAAAACCGAGGAAGCGAAUCCGAGCGUCAAGGACUGAACGUCGAGUCGCCGAGUCCCCAAGUGUUCGACUUGAAAACUCCCCCCAGGUCGCCCGCUGCGAGUCCCGAGCAAGGAGAGAAGACGUUGGGUGGGGACGAAGGCGACCCUCUGCGCAUGACCAAGGUCGACAACUGGCUCCUGGAAUGACGCGGUGCUGCGGAGCAGUGAACGACACCAUUUGCAGCGUUUUCACUGUCGAGGAAGCAGUCCGCCGGACACCGAGGAGAGGGGAGUGGGGAGAACAGCAGACAUGCAGAAAAGAGAGAAGGCAGGAAGCGGGGAGGGCGUUGUCGAUAGCAGUUCCGCGGAGAACUCUACCUUCGAGCUCCUGCAGUCGUUGAGAGGCGCGCGCCUGCUUCUGUUUGAGAAAAAACCAGAAUCGAGGUCUGCUUCCAGUUCGUGGAGUCAAGUCCGUCUGUUUCCAUGCCCUUGUGAACACGCAGCUGCAGGGCGUCGUGGAGGUGGAGAAAACUUUGGCGUUUUUGUAAACGGCAGUGAAGAGAAGUCGCAGACGGCCUGCAGCUGACGCGGCCAGAGUUGCUGGGGAGCCAGCGAACUGCAGAGCGAACCAGUGCACAAGACAGCUGCGGUUGGGAAGCCGGUCUGCCCGAGACAGAAAGCCGAGACUGAUCCGGAAAAUCUCAGUUGACGCAUUCCACUGGCGUACGCCAGGGAAGUUCUGGAGCGUCUGUACCCCGUCACGAGAGUAGUCCCAUACAGUUUCGAAUCAACAAACACUGGAGUGCGUCGGAUACUGAGUCUAGUUAAUCUCCAGUCCAUACAAAGUCGCUGUUCCGUAGAGAGAAGCUUGAGAGAAGCAGGAGAUGCGCUCUUGGGCUCUCAGCCAACACCGAGAAACAGUUCUGAAUCGAGGAUCACUUGUACGCAGCACAACUGCGCGCAAAAUGUGGUGACUACAACACACGGCGAGCUCGGCUCCC